This is a messenger RNA of Anguilla anguilla (European eel), 1072 nucleotides long. RefSeq names its product mitochondrial ornithine transporter 1-like. Gene Ontology annotation, molecular function: L-ornithine transmembrane transporter activity. The transcript is spliced from 6 exons. Bases 1 to 927 code for a protein of 308 amino acids. NCBI's taxonomy places the organism in Eukaryota, Metazoa, Chordata, Actinopteri, Anguilliformes, Anguillidae. The record is from RefSeq and is a predicted model, not a curated record. Gene Ontology annotation, biological process: mitochondrial L-ornithine transmembrane transport.
AUGGCGGUGGAGAGAAGCGCGGUGCGCCCCGUUAUAGACGCUGCAAUCAAUCUCACCGCUGGAGCCGCCGGGGGAGUGGCGUGCGUGGUGAGCGGGCAGCCGUUUGACACGGUGAAGACGAAGCUGCAGACGUUUCCCGGCCUGUACCGCGGCUUCGUGGACUGCUCCUUGAAGACGUACCGGCAGGACGGGGUGUGGGGCCUGUACCAGGGCACCAUGCCCGCCCUCCUGGCCAACGUGGCAGAGAACGCAGUCCUCUUUGCCUGCUACGGGACCUGCCAGCAGCUCACUGCCAGAGCCUUCGGUCUGAAGAGCAUUUCGGAACUCAGUGACCUGCAGAACGCUGCCGCUGGCUCCUUGGCUUCCGUGUUCUCCUCGCUGGUGCUCUGUCCCACCGAGCUGGUGAAGUGCCGCAUGCAGGCCCUGCACGAGAUGAGGACGGCGGGGAAGACCUCUCUGGCCAGCCGCGUCUCCACCUGGUCCAUGGUCAGGAACAUCCUGCGGACGGAGGGGCCGCAAGGGCUGUUCCAGGGAAUGACCAGCACCUGGCUCCGAGAGGUGCCGGGAUACUUCUUCUUCUUUGGUGGUUACGAGAUCAGCCGCACCCUCUUAACACAGCCGGGAUGCUCUAAGGACCAACUGGAUGCUCUUCCCCUGGUGGUGAGUGGAGGUAUUGGGGGUGCUUUCUUCUGGCUGGCUGUCUACCCCAUUGAUUCUGUCAAGUCACGCAUCCAAGUGCUAUCCAUGACUGGCAAGCAGGCAGGCUUCCUCCAUACCCUCCUCAGCAUCAUACGUGCUGAAGGAGUUCCUGCUCUGUACAUUGGCCUGACCCCCACGGUCCUGCGCGCAUUCCCCUCAAACGGCGCUCUCUUCCUGGCGUACGAGCUGACCAGGAGAGCGCUGACCAGCCAGGCCAUGGGCAGCUGAGUGGAUGCGGAGCAGAGGUGGAGCGCCCACACAUGGACACUUGCUGUCAGUUAGCUGACAUCAUUGCUGGGGCUCUAAAUUGUACAGUUACAGGCAGCCAGUGCUUACACCUUUAAUCCUGAGCCUAGUGCCCUUCUUAUAAGUA